AUUUAAAAAGCAAAUUUAUUGAAUAGUUGUUUUAAAUACUAACUUAACAAAUCACUAAAUAAGUCAAAUAAUUUGCAUUUUGGUUUAAAGUUUAAAUAUUUGUAUCGAAUUUCACUUAAAUAUCAUUUUACUUUUUUGAAACUUUGAAAAAGUUUUCAAUACUUAAAACAUUUAAUUAGUGAUGGCUGACGAUAAUAAUAACCCCAAACACAUCCCAUUAGAGGAAUCCAUACAAUCGGCUCAUAACUUGUAUCUGAAAGUUGUGGCCACAAAUGCAUUAGAAGAAGGUUUGGUUGAAUGCGAGCCAUUGGUCUCAAAGAGUUUGUAUCAUAACUUUCUGAAAUGUGUAGGACUUAUCAUUUUUGCCGUAUCGUCGAUGAAAAAAGAGGACAUCGACAAGGCUGCCGAAGCCGUACAGAGUUUAGGCAAAUACACAAAUAAAUUCCGUAAACACGGACUCCUCAUAAGUGCAUUAAAAAUGGUUAAAACACCCAAUUAUAACAAAUAUACCGAUUUGGAGUUGCAUGCUGAAUUAUUGCACGCUUACUAUGUGGCAAUGAGUGCACUUAUAUGUGGAUUAGAGACCCAUACUAUUGUCGGUUUAAUCAAAGUUGCCUAUCGUUUACAAAAAUUUUUGAAAAGUUUCAAGGGCUGUCGAGUUAUAUUGAAAAAGCGUAAGACAUGGGAAAGUGAGACUUCACGCCUCCAUUUUGAGGCCGGAGUUAGAUUUGCAAACGGACUAAAAAAUCUGACAAUCAGUCAAAUCCCACCCAAACUAUUGCGAGUCAUUAAUUUUGUGGGUAUUAAAGGUCAGGAAAGUGUUGGUAUGGAAGACCUGAAUAAAGCGGCCUUUGAAUUGCCCGGAAUUAACUCCCGGUUCGCCAGAAUGUUCUUUAUUGGCUAUUGGCUCUAUGGUCAACCUCAUGGAGGUCUCGGGCCUAAGAAUCUGACAGACUGUGAGGCCAUCAUCAAGAAAGAAAUGGACGAAUAUCCAAAAAGCGUUAUCUAUAGAGGAUGUUUGGCCAAACUGGAUCAGAUUAGGGGUGAUAUUGAUGGUUCUAUAGCUAAAAAUGUUGAAUUGCUUAACAACGACUUUGAGCCAAUACAUAAAGCCGUACACUUUGAGCUGAUGUGGUCGCACGCACUCAAAGCCCAAUGGGAUGAAGCCAUCAAAUAUGCAGAAUUGGUUCGUAAGAAUACCGAACAUUCGCCUACUUAUACCACUUAUGCCGAAGCAGUCUUCCGAUACGUCAAAUGUAUUGAAGACAAUGAUGUCAACCAAAAACAAAUUGUUACCAAACUUAUGGAAACUAUUCCUACUCUUCGUAUCCGACAUUUGGGUAAAACAAUAACUCCCGAAAAAGUUGCCGUCGAGUGUUCGGUCAAAUACAUGAAAAACAAUGAGUUUCUAAUCCUUCCCGAAAUGGAUCUCCUAUAUCAAGGAAAUUGGAUACAAUUUAUUAAGGGUAAUGAAGUCUUAUUAAACAAACUGUUGGUUCGCGUCGAUAAAGAGCUCAAACAUUUCCAAAAUGACAUCGCGGGCAGCGAUCCACUCGACAAUUAUCUCAGUGCUGUCUUCUAUAAGGCUGUUAUCAUGAGAUUAUUGGGUAAACAUAAUGAGGCAAAACAGUUGAUCCAAACCAUUAUUACUAAUGAAUCGCGUAUUAUUAAAGAGAAGUCCAUCGCAGCUCAGGCUGUACUCGAGUUAGGUCUGAAUGAGUUGGAAACGGGUAAUACUGAAGAGUCAAAGAAAUGGAUCAACAAAUGUAUCGAUAAUUAUAGCGGAUAUCUCAAUGAAAAUUAUGUUCAUUUGAGAGCCUAUUCAGCGCUCAGGGAGAUGGGUGUCAGUACUGACAAACAAAAAGAAGAUGAAGUCAAACUUGAAGAAUAUAAGAAACAAUGGCUUAAAGACAUUAACAUCGAAGAGAAGAAUUACGAGACCAUUGUUGGCACUGAAGAUGAAGUUAUUGUCAACUAAUUGUAACUCUUUUAUAAAAUAAAUAAAUCAUAAAAUUAGUUUUUAUGAACAACUAAUUAAUAUUAUUUAUAUUAAUUAUUGAAUAAGUUUUAAUAAUUUAAUAAAUGGUGUUUGGAUUAAAUAAAA
Molecule: messenger RNA, 2104 nt
Organism: Oppia nitens
Lineage: Eukaryota; Metazoa; Arthropoda; Arachnida; Sarcoptiformes; Oppiidae
Product: tetratricopeptide repeat protein 39A-like
Exons: 11
Coding region: 182-1978 (598 amino acids)
Source: RefSeq, a predicted model, not a curated record